Molecule: messenger RNA, 1248 nt
Organism: Pyricularia oryzae 70-15
Lineage: Eukaryota; Fungi; Ascomycota; Sordariomycetes; Magnaporthales; Pyriculariaceae
Exons: 3
Coding region: 1-1248 (415 amino acids)
Source: RefSeq, a predicted model, not a curated record
AUGGAAGACAGCCCUAUGUCGGGCCUCCCAGGCCCAAUUCCACCGGAUAGGGGCCCUGAAUCCAGCCCGAAUGAAGUUCUAACCGCUAAAUUACAGGCGCAAGACCUGCAAUUAAAAGCGUUAACUACGCAAUUGGAUCAACUUCAGCACACAAUUCAACAGUUAACAUCUCUGUUGACGCUGAAAAAUGGUGAACCCACUAGUUUUAGUGGUAUUGCGGGUAUUAAUACCCCCAAUAGCGGUAAUCUGGAGGCCAACCCACAGAUUUUUAGCGCUAAUACCGCUACCGCACCACCUAAUCCACCCGGUAACCUAAUUCUAGGUGACGGGAUAGAAUCCAUUGCAUGGCAUUCCAGCCCUGUAACGGCCUAUAAGACCCUGGAAGAUAGCUAUUCCGUUGCACCCGAAAUUAGCAGAGACUCGCUAUAUCGGGAAUUUCACGCCCUAAAUUUUUCGAAAUUUAGAGGGUCAAUACCAGAAUUUAACAGCCGUUUUAAUUCCCUGGUAGCUAGAUUAGCGAAUGCCAACGUGCAAAUUAGCCCUAUCGAUGUACGAAAUCAAUACCUACGGGCCCUGGAGGGGACGUUCCCUACCUGGACCGAACGCCAACGCAGUACCCAACGGGCCCUGCAGGCUAUAGGCCAAAAUUCGGAUCGAUUAAAUUUGCAAUACCUUAUGGCGGACCUUAUAUCCGAAAAUUCGAUUUCAGGCUCUACAACUGCCAAAGCCACUAAUUACAGGGCUGAAGGUCGAAAAUCAGGGAAAAAAGGCGCUAAAAAGGACGCUAAAAAGGAAAAUAAUGGGCAGGACGGCACCUCCAAAUCACGAAAAAAGGGCAAAUCAACCCCUAAUUCGGAUUCGGCUAUUGCAAAAGAUAAUAAAUCCUCCAAUUCCAGCGAAUCGAACGCUGGAACUUCCAUGAUUUCAAUGGAUUUCGAGUUAUUUACGGGCUCGAUUCCAGGUGACGUUAGCGUUUGCGCAGCGUAUAACGCCCUGGAACAGGCAGGCGAUUCGGGCGGUAAUUUACCGUACCGGGCACUGCAACAGGAGGUUAAUUCCGCUAUUAGCGGGGUUAUAGAAUUAUGUUCGGAAUCGGAUUCGGAACCCGAUUAUACCGGUAAAACGCUAAAACCACAGGUAUUAGCAACUAAUUCUAAGGCUAAGACGAAGCCUGGAAGCGGCGUAAAUAGGGACCCUAAGCCCCGACGGCUAGGCUACCCGGUCCUGGGAUAUAGGGGUAAACCCUAG